Molecule: messenger RNA, 2374 nt
Organism: Cyprinus carpio (common carp)
Lineage: Eukaryota; Metazoa; Chordata; Actinopteri; Cypriniformes; Cyprinidae
Product: B-cell linker protein-like
Exons: 22
Coding region: 126-1556 (476 amino acids)
Biological process (GO): cell surface receptor protein tyrosine kinase signaling pathway; intracellular signal transduction
Source: RefSeq, a predicted model, not a curated record
AUAAAUCACCUUCCUUGACACAGCUGCAGCAUGUGCUGCUUAACCAGCGAUGUCCAACACGCUCAGUACGAGCCAGUCGACUACUAGCUGACACUAACUCACCGCAGUCAGCAUAGAAACACAGAAUGGAGCAUUUCAACAGAUUCACGGCUCCUGCUGCAGAUAAACUUAGGCAGCUCCAAAAAAUCGUUGAAGACAUAAAAAAGAACGACGACAGCUUUUUCAACCGACUAAAAAGGUUUCAGAGCGAACAAACAGCUUAUAUUCUCAAAACUGGGAGAAAUACGCUGGACCGAAUAAAGAAGAAAAGACCUCCGAAAGUACCAGUGCGAGACUAUAAAGACGAAGCUCCGGAUUCUGAGAAAGACUUUGAUUCAGAUUUUGACAGCGAUACGUACGAGGACCCUCAGGAGGAUCAUGACGACAACUACGAACCUCCGCCGAGGCUUGAAGGACACUUUAUGGUCAAACCGUCCAUCACCAACCUCAGAGGAGAGUAUGUGGACAGCUGCCGUGGUCGACCGGAAAAACCAAACCAUCCUUUCCAUAUGCAACAGAGGCACAAACCCCCACGACCGACCCACCGCAGCCUGAGAGAGGAAGAUGAUGACGAUUACCUUGAGCCGGAGGACGAGGCAGAUUAUAAUAAUUACAUUGACACCACUAAGAAAACACUAACAAAGCCGCCGAUCAACAGAGCAGUCAAACCGUGUAUUCCUGCUCGUGUGAACGCCCGGGAUUUAUUUGAGGUUCCUGAUAUGAAGAUUCUGAUCAGCAGGAGUAACUGGACUCUACAACCCAACACACAUAUGGCGCCACCUAAAGACAGUCCACGAAUGAACAUCAGAAGGCCAACAACUCCAGAUCCACAGUCAGAGGACGAGUAUGAGUUGUGUGACGCAGACGAAAGUGUCAAUGAAGAGACCACAGAGACCCGGAGACCACUGCCCACACCGCGAUCUAGAGACCUGAAGAAACCUAAUCCUGCUUUGACACCUAAACCAAACAUUGCUCACAGAGACAGUGGAGCCACAUCUAAUAAAACAACACCAGUAACUAUAUCACGAAGCCCACCGGACACCAUGCCGAACCCAUCGGCAACAGGGUUCCAUCGAGCCAAAUAUAUGCCUCAACAGCUUCCCUCCCAAAGCAGAGGGACGUUGCCUUCAGACAGCAGAUCAGCUAGAGAUGCUGAAGAGGAAGCUGGUGUGUAUAAAAAGGAUUGGUAUGCCAGCAACUGUGACCGCAAGACAGCAGAGGACGCUCUCAUACGCUCAGAUAAGGACGGCUCUUUUCUGCUCAGGAAGAGCUCUGGUGUGGACGCGCAGCAGCCGUACACACUGGUGGUGUUUUACAACAGCCGAGUUUACAACAUCCCUGUCCGCUACAUCACUUCCACCAAACAGUAUGCUUUGGGGAAAGAAAAACAAGGAGAGGAGCGUUUCAGCAGCGUCUCAGACAUCAUUGAGAACCACCAGAAGAAUCCUCUAGUGCUGGUCGACUCACAGAGCAACACCAAAGACUCCACCAAACUCAGACACGCAGUCAAUCCUUGAGGCAUUGAUGACAAAUACAACUGCACUGAGAGGGUGCUGACAUUCAUUCAAAUGUGCGGCAGUUUCACAUCUUACCUUGAGCGAUGAUGGGAACGGAUCUAAAGCUGGGACUUGCUGCUACUUUUAUAACUUAUUUUGCUGACUGUCAGGUUAAGGGUCGUUCGCACAGGACUCGUUCUUGCGUUUGAAAACAGCAGCGAGACGAAAUGAAGAAAAGUCUUUAAAAUACAUCGCAGGAGAACGUGUUUUGUGCGUCCGUCCCGAAAAACAGAGAGAACAGCAAUAUGGUACAGCUGUACAGUUUAUAUAUAUUUUUGGGUGUAUGAAUCAUUGUAUUUAAACAUUUGCUUUACCUUACAUAAGAUGUGUUGAGUAAAUAAUAAUAAUAAUAAAAAAUACUUUUUUAUUAUUAAAACGGUUGUUUUUUGUAUGUUAGGUAAAAUUAUAAUGAUUAGCAUUGUACAAUACUAAAUAUGUGCAUAAGGGGAAUAUUAUCAUGUGGGUAUUGUGCAUAGGCCUAUAUACAGUGGUGGCUAAUAAAUAAAAACAUUUAUUUUUCCAUUUACUGUAGCUUAUAAUCCAGUGAGAUUUUUGUUUCCACACAGAGAUGUGAUCUGAUCAUUUAAAUCAUUCAAAGAUUUAUUAUAUGAACUUUCUUAUUAUGUGACUGUGCUAGUCUUUACGGAUCUGUGAGAGAAUAAAGGGUGUGACUAUAAUAUUAUAUUGUUUUGUUAAUCCUGUGUAUAAGCGUGAAUGACCGUUAAUGUGUGUAUAGUAAAAAGUCAUAAAUAAUAAAUGAAUUAUUAUUUUUUCCCACA